UAUCAGCUUCGAGUUUGGCAAGCGAUAAAGAAAUUAAACAAGAAUGAAAUUGGAAAAACAGAGUAUACGAUUAUUAAAUCUUAUAUCAAAAAAUUCAGAGAGCAAUAUACAAAUCAAUGAUGGAAGAAGAGAUGGACAAGAAUUAGAGAUGAAAAGUCAAGAUGAGAUUAUAGGCGCACUAACAAGUCCCAAAAUACCUUUGAUUUUGACAAUACCAAGAAGUAAAGAAGAAAAUGAAGAAUACAACAGCUUGAAUACAAAUUUUAGUAAUAGAAUUAAUGAAAUCGAAGAAUCAGCAAUGGCAUCAAGUGCAAUCGCGAAAGAUGAUAAAGUUGUGGAUAUAGAGGACGAAGAUUUGAAUGAAAACAAAAAGCGUGUUGUGAAAAAUCAGGGGAGUCGAGACAACCCAGAUAGAGUAUAAACCAAUAUAUAUGUUUUUAUUCUUAAGAAAUACAUUGCAGAAAUUUUUAUAAUCGAAACCAUAUCGUGACUAAGUCGAAAAUUUAUUGUAGACCUUAUAUCCAAGAUUUGGCCACGAUAUGGUUUCACAUCAUCACGAUAAGCUUAAGUUGAUCGUAUGUAUAAAGUUGAUGUAUAUUAAGGAGAUCAUCACCUGGUCAUACAAAAAUUGUAGAAAUCGUAAAGUUAUGUUAAAGUUAUAGUCAAGUUAUAUUAAAUGUAUAUUUAAGUUAUAGUCAAAUUGUAUUAAAUGCAUAUUAAAGUCAUAUUAUGUAGAUAGUAAUUAAAUAGUAUAAUUGUAUUAAAGUUAUAGU
Messenger RNA from Rhizophagus irregularis DAOM 181602=DAOM 197198, 773 nucleotides. RefSeq lists its product as uncharacterized. NCBI's taxonomy places the organism in Eukaryota, Fungi, Glomeromycota, Glomeromycetes, Glomerales, Glomeraceae. The record is from RefSeq and is a predicted model, not a curated record.